UCAUCAAUCAGCAACCCUAUUCAUAUUUCUUUAGCUCUCUUUCUCCUAUAUAUCAUAACUUCCUCUCUUUUGCAAAAUUAACCAUAUUCUUGAAUUUACAUCUUACAACUAGAUCUGUCCUAAAUUUCCCAUCAAACAGAACAAGAAAUUCAAUGGAUGGAAGUUGUUGCAUAGAACAAGAGAGCACAACUAGUGACUCUCCAUCAAUUGCUCCAACAUUAAUAUCAACUAGAUUGUCUCGAAUGGGAAGUGGAACUAGCAGCGUAAUAAUAGACGCAGAAUUAAAUUGCGGCAUAGAAGCAGAGUCUAUUAAAAAGUUGCCGUCUUCACGAUUUAAAGGAGUUGUCCCUCAACCAAAUGGCCGAUGGGGCGCACAAAUCUACGAAAAACAUCAAAGGAUUUGGUUAGGUACUUUCAACGAUGAAGAUGAAGCAGCCAAAGCUUACGAUGUCGCAGCGCAACGCUUCCGUGGAAAAGACGCUGUCACAAAUUUCAAGCCAUUGUUUGAUAGUGAAAAAGAGGAGAUUGAAAUUUCCUUCUUGAAUUCUCGUUCUAAGGCUGAAAUUGUUGACAUGCUUCGUAAACAUACGUAUUAUGACGAACUCGAACACAGCAAGAAAGUUUAUAGUUUUAACAAGAAUGGCAAAAGGACAUGUUGUGAAGAUGGGGUAGUGACUUCAUUUGCUGUAGAGAAAUUGAGCAAAGCUCGUGAAUUGAUGUUCGAAAAGGCGGUAACGCCAAGUGAUGUGGGAAAGCUUAAUAGGCUAGUGAUUCCAAAACAACAUGCGGAGAGAUACUUCCCUUUGGAAAAUAAUUCCAAAGGGAUGUUAUUAAAUUUGGAAGAUAUGAAUGGGAAAGUGUGGAGAUUUCGAUAUUCAUAUUGGAAUAGUAGCCAAAGUUAUGUGUUGACUAAAGGGUGGAGUCGUUUUGUGAAGGAGAAGAACUUGAAGGCUGGAUAUAUUGUCAGUUUUGGAAGAUCUAAUGGAGUUGAUAAGCAGCUUUAUAUUGACUGGAAGGCUAGAAUAUCCAGUACUACUCCUGUUUUGGAUAAAUUACAAGUUCAAGUUCAGCCAGUAAAAAUGGUGAGAUUAUUUGGAGUGAAUAUAUGCAAAGUACACGAUGUUAAUAAUAUUGUUGUUGAAAAUAACCUCAGUAGUUGUAAUGGUGGCAAAAGAAUGAGGGAGAUGGAGUCGUUGGCAUUUGAGUGUAGAAAGAAACAAAGGGUUAUUGAUGCCUUGUGAACACUUAGGAGUAGUAUUCUUCUUUUAUUUGAAACUUUUUUUUCUUUUUUUCCCUUUGUUUUUGUACUUCAAGAUGGCUUUUAGAUGUUCCAAUUGCUAACUUUCAACUGUAUAUUAGUAUUAGAGAUGUUAAAGAAUGGCUCAAAAGUAGAGCUCAACUAUGGUGAAAAGAGAGAUGAAAAGAGGAAAUGGAAAUAUAGAGAAAAAAAUUUACUUCA
Nicotiana tabacum (common tobacco) is the source of this 1459-nucleotide messenger RNA. Its product is annotated as AP2/ERF and B3 domain-containing transcription factor RAV1. Gene Ontology annotation, biological process: regulation of DNA-templated transcription. Gene Ontology annotation, molecular function: DNA-binding transcription factor activity; DNA binding. The record is from RefSeq and is a predicted model, not a curated record. Lineage: Eukaryota; Viridiplantae; Streptophyta; Magnoliopsida; Solanales; Solanaceae.